CCGGAAAAAGGCAGGGAACCCGGAAGUAAACAUUACCGGAUCGCUUCGUUCGUGGCGGAUGGUUUUGGCGUGGUCCGUGCCGGGACUGGAGGAAGCCAGUUCAUCAUGUCGGCAGCAGCUGUAGAUACGGUUAAUGCCACCCCCCUGUCGGGGUCAAAAGAGAUGAGUUUGGAGGAGCCAAAGAAGAUGACCAGAGAAGACUGGAGGAAAAAGAAGGAGCUAGAAGAACAGAGAAAACUGGGCAAUGCCCCUGCAGAAGUUGACGAAGAGGGGAAAGAUAUCAACCCUCAUAUUCCUCAGUACAUUUCUUCGGUUCCAUGGUACAUUGAUCCAUCAAAGAGACCCACUUUAAAGCAUCAGAGACCACAGCCAGAGAAACAGAAGCAAUUCAGUUCCUCUGGGGAAUGGUACAAGAGAGGUGUAAAGGAGAAUUCUAUAACUACCAAGUACCGAAAGGGGGCAUGUGAAAAUUGUGGGGCCAUGACACACAAGAAGAAAGACUGCUUUGAGAGGCCACGGCGGGUUGGAGCUAAAUUCACAGGCACUAACAUCGCUCCAGAUGAGCACAUCCAGCCUCAGCUGACGUUUGACUAUGACGGGAAGAGAGACCGGUGGAAUGGCUACAAUCCAGAAGAGCACAUGAAAAUCGUUGAGGAAUACGCCAAAGUUGACCUGGCAAAACGAACAUUGAAAGCUCAGAAACUGCAAGAAGAGUUAGCCUCUGGAAAAUUAGUGGAACAAGCUAAUUCUCCAAAACAUCAGUGGGGAGAAGAGGAACCCAAUUCUCAGAUGGAAAAGGAUCAUAACAGUGAGGAUGAAGAUGAAGAUAAAUAUGCGGAUGACAUUGACAUGCCCGGGCAGAAUUUUGACUCUAAGAGACGCAUUACUGUUCGGAAUCUCAGGAUUCGCGAAGAUAUUGCAAAAUAUUUGAGAAACUUAGAUCCAAAUUCUGCCUAUUAUGAUCCAAAAACUAGAGCAAUGAGAGAGAAUCCUUAUGCCAAUGCCGGAAAGAAUCCAGAUGAAGUGAGUUACGCUGGAGAUAACUUUGUUAGAUACACAGGAGAUACCAUUUCAAUGGCUCAAACACAGUUGUUUGCUUGGGAAGCCUACGACAAGGGAUCUGAAGUGCAUCUCCAGGCUGAUCCUACAAAACUAGAGCUGCUGUAUAAGUCCUUCAAAGUCAAAAAAGAAGACUUCAAGGAGCAGCAGAAAGAAAGCAUCCUGGAAAAGUAUGGUGGCCAAGAACACUUGGAUGCCCCUCCAGCUGAGCUGCUGCUGGCCCAGACAGAAGACUAUGUGGAGUACUCCAGGCAUGGAACAGUCAUUAAAGGCCAGGAGCGGGCUGUCGCCUGCUCCAAGUAUGAGGAAGAUGUAAAGAUCAAUAACCACACGCACAUCUGGGGAUCUUACUGGAAAGAAGGCCGGUGGGGAUAUAAAUGUUGUCACUCAUUUUUCAAGUAUUCCUAUUGCACUGGAGAAGCUGGGAAGGAGAGUGUUAAUUCGGAGGAGUGUAUUCUAAAUGAUGCAACUGGAGAAGAAUCUGUGAAGAAACCUCAGACCCUCAUGGAGCUGCAUCAGGAAAAACUAAAAGAAGAGAAGAAGAAGAAAAAGAAGAAGAAGAAACACCGGAAGAGCAGUUCCGACAGCGAUGACGAGGACAGAAAGCACGAGAAACUGAAAAAGGCACUGAAUGCAGAGGAGGCCCGCCUUCUUCAUGUCAAGGAGAUCAUGCAGAUUGAUGAGCGGAAGCGGCCUUACAACAGCAUCUAUGAAAGCCGGGAGCCCACUGAAGAGGAAAUGGAGGCCUACAGAAUGAAACGGCAGAGGCCAGAUGACCCCAUGGCCUCUUUCCUGGGACAGUAGUAACUAGUUAGGAUCGAGUCCAUACACAGCGUGUUCAUUCCAGCUCCUGCUGACUAUAGAUAGGAAACCUCGUCUCUCUUUGUUGCAGCUUGGCAUUAAUAAAGCUUUCAGAAGUCUGAAAUCAUUCUCCACAGUAAAGAAACACAGCAAGCAAGAAAGAACAUACAGUUGUGGGUUAAGGUUAAAAUCAUCCAUUUUAAUUAGAUUUGGAAGAGACUUUGGCUGUCUUUCCCCUCAAGAGUGUCUUGCAGAGCCUGGCACCUAAGAGUGGUAGAGGCAGGGGAAUCAAGAGUUCAAGGUCAGCCGAGUGUGGUGGUACACACCUGCAAUCCUAGCACUCAGGAGAUUGUGCAGGAGCCACCCUUAGCUACAUACCUAGCGUGAGACCAGCCUGCAUUACAUGAGGCUUUGUCUCAAAAUAAAAGUUUGUGACUGUCCUAGGCUACAAAGCAAGAUGGUCUCAAAUUUAAGAAAAAAGAAGUCAUCUGUUCCAUAGUUAGCUCUCUGUGUGCAGUCUUCUGGUCUCUUGAUUAUAGCAGCACCAUGUUGGAGGCAGGUCCUCGCUCUUACAGCCAAGGCUCCAGUUCUUAAGUUCCCAGCAAUUCCAGUAGUGACAUCACUAAUAACUCAAUAAUUGCAGUUCUUUUAUAGAUUCAGUUUUGCCUUCUAAGAUUUUCUUGGUUUUAAAAAACAAAUGUUCUAUCUUCAUCUGCAUCACCAGAAGGAAAUCUGCAAGGCAUGUAAAUAUCUUUGUCCCCAUAAUCUGAAUAAUAAAUCUAUUUUUCACUUGGUUGUUAAA
Molecule: messenger RNA, 2662 nt
Organism: Peromyscus leucopus (white-footed mouse)
Lineage: Eukaryota; Metazoa; Chordata; Mammalia; Rodentia; Cricetidae
Gene: Slu7
Product: SLU7 homolog, splicing factor
Exons: 16
Coding region: 106-1863 (585 amino acids)
Biological process (GO): mRNA splicing, via spliceosome
Cellular component (GO): spliceosomal complex
Molecular function (GO): pre-mRNA 3'-splice site binding
Source: RefSeq, a predicted model, not a curated record